GUGCCAUGGGUGGGCAUCAUGCGAAGGAAGACUGUGUAAAAUAUAAUCAUAAGGAAUAGAUUUCGUUGUGUCAUUAUCAAGUUAGCAAAUCAUACCACGUCACGUCCGAAACUAAAUGGUACUCUGAAUAAAAAUGAAGUUUCUCUCAUGUUAUUUUCGACGUUUUAUUAUAACAGUAUUACUAAUUACACUGCUAUUCUGCAUUGUCCAAGUCUUUAGAUCAGAACUGGAUUUCACCAACAAUGAUCUAUCCAAUUUGGAUAAAUUAAUACAUAUAUCUCAGUUAAUCAAAGAGUCGGAACAAACUUAUGUUGGAGAUGGAGUUGUAGCUUGUAAGCUGCCCCAGUUAAAUGUCUCUAAUCCAGAGAUUACAAAAUUCUUACAUGCUGUUCCACCACUAGUAUGUACACCUGAAGAUUGGGUUAUACUCCGUGGUUCAAGACUUGUUAUUAGCAAAAGAGCAAAAAAAAAAUAUGGCUCGAUAUCUUGUUCUUUCAGUGAAAUUCUUAGAAACGAUGACUCCAAUAUAUCAUUUUUGCCUCCAGUUGAGUCUGAUGACUCUUAUAUCCUCAGGCAUAGUGAUUUUGUUGAUGUCAAAUGCAAAUCAAAAAAUGGGGAAGAAUGGCACAGUAUUAUGGCAGGAGUUAAGGAUGAUCCUCAGAUAAAAGAGAAAAAUAAAUGGGAAAAUGUCCCAAACAAUGCUCUUAAGUUAAAUGUACUUAUGUUUGGUUUUGAUUCACUGUCGCGAAAUACAUUCAUACGCAAAUUACCAAAGACAUAUCAGUAUUUAAAGGAAUAUUUAGGUGCUUUAGUUUUAGAAGGAUAUAAUAUAGUAGGCGAUGGGACACCACAAGCACUCAUUCCUAUUCUAACUGGAAAGAUUGAACUUGAAUUGCCAGAUACUAGAAAGCGAAUGGGACAAAAAGCAAAUUAUGUUAAUAUUUAUCCAUUAAUAUGGAAUCAAUAUAAAAAAAACGGCUAUAUAACAGGAUUCAUGGAAGAUGUACACCAUAUUGGAACCUUUACAUAUCGUCUAAAGGGCUUUAAGGAACAACCAACUGAUCAUUAUAUGAGAACAUACUAUUUAGCUGCAACCCCAUACUUUAGAUACUAUAAUAAAUUUUGUGUUGGAAGCAUUCCACGACACAUGGUGAUGUUGAAUUACAUUAAGGAAAUUUUUAAUGUUUACAAACACCAACCGAAAUUCCUAUUUGGAUUUCAUGGGGAACUUUCACACGAUUCCUACAAUGAUAUAGGUGUGGUUGAUGAAGACUUGCAUACUUGGAUUAAAGACUUGCAUGAAUUUGGUCACUUAAAUGAUACAGUAUUAAUAUUGAUGAGCGACCAUGGGCACAGGUUUGCAGAAAUUCGUAAUACUCUACAAGGUAAACAAGAGGAAAGAUUGCCAUUUUUUUCCUUUACUUUUCCACCUUGGUUUAAAAAAGCUUAUCCACAAGCCUAUGGAAACUUUUUGCACAAUACACAUUACCUAUCAACACCGUUUGAUGUGCACAAAACAUUAGAAAGUAUAUUAAAUUUUGAAACUCCGAAAGAUGGGGAUCGACAUCAAAGAGCUAUUAGUUUAUUUGAUAAGGUACCAUUAGAGAGGACAUGUGCAGAUGCAUUCAUAGAACCACAUUGGUGUGCUUGCCUUAGUUGGCAAGAAAUUUCAAUUGAUGACGAUAUCGUAAUUGCUGCAGCCAAAUAUUUUGUUCAUUUUCUUAAUAUUUAUACGGAAGACCAUCGUGACAUAUGUAAAGAUUUACAAUUAAAAGAAAUAUUGUGGGCUGCUAAACUUAUACCUAAUAAAGGUUUAUUGAAAUUUCAAAAAUCUGGAGAUCAAGAUGGAUUCAUAGGAGAUUUUAGUGCAAAAACAAAAAUUGCAACUGAAACUUAUCAAUUGAAAGUAAAAACAAAACCAGGAGAUGCAUUAUUUGAAGUAAGCAUUACUUAUGAUAUAAGGAAGAAUAUAUAUUCAACCAAAAUUUCAGAUGUUAGUAGAAUUAACAUGUAUGGAUCUCAAGCAAGAUGCGUGGAAAAUUUUUUAUUUCAUUUACGAAAAUAUUGUUAUUGCAGAGAUUAAAGAAGAAAUGUUUAAUUAUAGUUAAUUAGUCUUAAAGUAUACUUUAGUUACUAUAUAAUUCGGUAAAACUACUUAUAAUUGAACAAAUUUAAAAAUCACAUUCAUUAUGAAACAAAGUAAUGAAAUUAUUAGUUUUAUUCUUUAUAAGAAUGUAGUAAGUCCUACAAAUGUUACCGCACAGUUUACCUCACUAUGUACAAUGUUAAGUUGCCAAAUUGAUAGGAUAACUAAAUACAGUAGUGCCCACAUAAGUGACCACGCACAGGACCAGCGACGGUCAUUUAUGUGGGCAUAGUUGCUUCUCAAAAUUCAACGGAGAUAAAGAAAGAGGAUAAGUGCGAGUGAGAUACAAUAACUGGCGCCCGAAACCAUACAUACAAUGUAUGUAUCGAUAACGACCGGCGUCAAGUUACAAGCUUCUAAGAAUUGGUGGGGAUAACCGCGGUUAUUUAAGUGGGCAAAAAUGCGGUCACUUAUGUGGGCACUACUGUAUUUAAUGUAAAUAGUGCACAAUCUAUUACUAUUAAUACAUAAUUGAGCUAUUUCAAUGUUUAUAUAAUAAAUCAAU
Colletes gigas is the source of this 2651-nucleotide messenger RNA. RefSeq lists its product as uncharacterized. Bases 134 to 2083 code for a protein of 649 amino acids. Lineage: Eukaryota; Metazoa; Arthropoda; Insecta; Hymenoptera; Colletidae. The record is from RefSeq and is a predicted model, not a curated record. The transcript is spliced from 11 exons.